AUGGCCAAUGGAGACCAUGGACCUUCCAGCUUAAAGGAACCGACAGGAUAUAGACUUUCUGCAGAUAUGCCAACGAAAGGAAAUUUUGAAUUAACAGCUGUAGGACCCGGAGAUGGAUUCAAAGGAAUUUUGGUUUACGUUUUGAAUGCAAAGAAUGAGAGAAUAGGAGAAUUCACAAAUUUGCCCGCAACUAUGCAAUUGAAAUCCGAUUGUAAAGGAUCAACCGUUACUCAUAAAACUAAAGAUAAUAAAAAUUUUCCAUUUAAAUUAAAUUGGAAAGCUCCUCAGGGAACAAGCGGUAAUUUAACGAUUAAAUCUUUGAUCGUAAAAGAUUUCAAAAAUUGGGCCAGGUUAGAAGAUAUUGAGUUUGAUCCUGUUACUGGAGCUUCAAGCGUUUCUCCUGACAUUAAUGAAGUUACGGCUGGACAACCCUCUAAACCAUCUAAACAUUUCGUUGAAAAAUACACGUUAUUCAUAGUUAUGAUUGCUAUCACCACUCUUUUGUAUAUUGUAGGAAGCGUUAUCGAAGCUUUGUUGAAAAGGCAACAAGUUAAAUCUAGAUCUUUCGCUAAAACUGUUGGUGGUUUUGGUAAUGCAAAAUAA
Funneliformis caledonium is the source of this 603-nucleotide messenger RNA. The record is from the annotation of a GenBank genome assembly. Lineage: Eukaryota; Fungi; Glomeromycota; Glomeromycetes; Glomerales; Glomeraceae.